AUGCAUUUGAUGUACACUUUGGAUGCCCAAGGCAAGAGAAUCUAUACUUUGAAGAAGAUGACUGAGGAUAAUGAAAUUACAAAGUCUGCUCACCCUGCUAGAUUCUCUCCAGAUGACAAAUACUCCAGACAAAGAGUUACUUUGAAGAAGAGAUACAACCUUUUGCCAAACUAA
Molecule: messenger RNA, 174 nt
Organism: Kluyveromyces lactis
Lineage: Eukaryota; Fungi; Ascomycota; Saccharomycetes; Saccharomycetales; Saccharomycetaceae
Gene: NOP10
Product: snoRNP complex protein NOP10
Exons: 1
Coding region: 1-174 (57 amino acids)
Biological process (GO): snRNA pseudouridine synthesis; ribosome biogenesis; rRNA pseudouridine synthesis
Cellular component (GO): box H/ACA telomerase RNP complex; box H/ACA snoRNP complex
Molecular function (GO): telomerase RNA binding; box H/ACA snoRNA binding
Source: RefSeq, a predicted model, not a curated record